Molecule: messenger RNA, 1734 nt
Organism: Magnusiomyces paraingens
Lineage: Eukaryota; Fungi; Ascomycota; Dipodascomycetes; Dipodascales; Dipodascaceae
Exons: 1
Coding region: 1-1734 (577 amino acids)
Source: RefSeq, a predicted model, not a curated record
AUGAACAACACAUCUGUUGACAUCAUACCCCCUGAUAGAGAAAACUUUUCACAGCACCAGCGUAAUACAUCGUUAUCCCAACCCGCAGUAACUAAUUCCUCUGAAUAUCAACAAAAGCAUCCUACAACUGCACAAUUACAAAUUCAGUCCAAUCAAUCUGCUCAGGGAUCAUCAUCUACUACAACUCCUAAUUUUAGACCUCGUCAUGGCCAGCAUUCCUCGUUAUCAUCAAUCCCUUCUUCCCAUUAUUCUCCUACCCGCAAUGCAUUAUCAUCGCAAUCAGUUUUUCAUUCGCCUUCCAGAAAUUCCUGGCAAGGAGCUAGCCCAAGUCCAUACUUUCCGCCUCCUCAAAACGCAUAUACUUCCAAUAACAGCCCUGCCUCUCCUUCAACAUCUGUACAUCAAAUUAUUCAAUUCCAUCAUUGGCAACCUAAUCAACAAAAAUCUACAACCUCCCCUAAAAAGGACGGUUCUAUUAACGUAUUAGCUGAAGAACCUUCUUCUAUUAAAAGACGAAAAUCUGUUACUGUUUCUAGCGAUAGAACAAUUUCACCAAGUCCAACAAAAUCUAUUAGUACAACCACCCCUUCAGCUUCAGGUGCAAUGGUAUCUGCUUCCGCAUACUCCAGAAGACGAGGAAUGCAUUCACGUAAUAAAUCUGAAACAUCAGUUUUACGAGGAGACUCUCUUUCGCGAAUGUCAUUAUAUUCGAGCCCCAGUGCUAGUGCUUCUUCUGUCUCUAUUUCUUCAUUAUCUCGGAAAGUAGCUGAAGAGGAAAAUGGUGAUACUUCUCAAUCAUCCAGCUUAACUCAAGGCACGAAUCAGCAACCGCAAUCCCAAAACUCACAAGUUAUUGGACCUCACUCUUCUUCUUUGCAUCCUGCUAAAUCGGAUUUGUACAGCCAUAUCACUUCUGAAAGUUCUAAGGCUUUAAUUAAUGCUACCGGUACUAGAUCCCCCAUUAAAACAAACUCUAAUGUCGAUGACCCCCAAAAGGAGUUUACCAAAGAGGAUUCUAGAACAUCAUUAGAAACUUCGGUAACCUCUCCAAUUUUAGUCGCACCUAGACCCAGACUGGCAGGCAAAGGAGUAUCAGGAAUCUCAUCCGAUUCCAUUGGUUUAAAAUCAAGUUCUUCUGUUAACAGUGAAGAAUUUAUCUCUUCAAAUGCUAAUUUUAGAUCUUAUAGUACACAUUCCGAGUUCGUUUCUACCCCUGUUUCAAAGAAUAGCUCUAGAAUUUCUAACGCUUCUGGCUUUAAUUUUCUUGCCUCUGUAGCUGCAGAUUCACAGCGGUUAGAGCCUUUAUCACAAAAAUCGGAACAGAAACUCCUUCCUAGAUUUCAAGAACCCCAUGAUGGUAUAAAAGGAAGCUCUCUUUUAAACAGAUUAUCUAAGGAUGAACUGAACUCGGAGUUUACUUAUCCCGUUAGAAAGGCUGAAAAAUCUCCCGUUCCUUCAAAGAAAUCGUUCUCGACGUCUACUAACUCACAAGUUGAUAAUCUGCAGUCUACCUUAAAAAAUUCACAAGAUAAUAAAAAAGAAAAUGAUAUCUCCUCGGUCGAUGAGCCUAAAGAUAAUAAUGGCACUUCCAUGACCUACAAAGAAUCUAAAGAGCCUAAACCGUUAAUAUCGACUGGAGAAGAAAAUUCUGAUGAUAAAAGUGAUGACGGCGAAGAAUUAUCAAAGUCAAAACAGUCUAAAAAGCAUGGUGUUGGAUUUAUAAUUGAUGAUUAA